GAAGCUAAACCCAGGCGGGGAGGAAGCCGAAGCCGCCGAGACCCAGCCAAGAAGUCGGCUGUUCCUUUAGCAGAAAAAGGGGGGUGGGAAGGGUUAUAAGGCUAACCUGUUAAUUUGCCACCAUGAACGUGGUUUUUGCUGUGAAGCAGUACAUUUCCAAAAUGAUAGAGGAUAGCGGGCCAGGUAUGAAAGUACUUCUCAUGGAUAAGGAGACGACUGGCAUAGUGAGUAUGGUAUACACACAAUCAGAGAUUCUUCAGAAGGAAGUGUACCUUUUUGAACGUAUCGAUUCUCAAAAUCGAGAGAUCAUGAAACACCUGAAAACUAUUUGUUUUCUUCGACCUACGAAGGAGAAUGUGGAUUAUCUGAUUCAGGAGCUCCGAAGACCCAAAUACGGUAUAUAUUUUAUUUAUUUCAGUAAUGUGAUCAGCAAGAGUGAUGUGAAGUCAUUAGCUGAAGCUGAUGAACAGGAAGUUGUGGCUGAGGUUCAGGAAUUUUAUGGUGAUUACAUUGCCGUGAAUCCACAUUUGUUUUCCCUCAAUAUUUUGGGUUGCUGCCAGGGUCGAAAUUGGGAUCCCGCCCAGCUAUCCAGAACAACUCAAGGACUGACAGCUCUCCUUUUAUCUUUGAAGAAAUGUCCCAUGAUUCGUUAUCAGCUUUCAUCAGAGGCAGCAAAGAGACUUGCAGAAUGUGUUAAGCAAGUAAUAACUAAAGAAUAUGAACUGUUUGAAUUCCGGCGAACUGAGGUUCCUCCAUUGCUACUUAUUUUAGAUCGCUGCGAUGAUGCCAUCACCCCAUUGCUAAACCAGUGGACAUAUCAAGCCAUGGUACAUGAACUGCUGGGCAUAAACAACAAUCGGAUUGAUCUUUCCAGAGUGCCGGGGAUCAGUAAAGAUUUAAGAGAGGUGGUCCUAUCUGCUGAAAAUGAUGAAUUCUAUGCUAAUAAUAUGUACCUGAACUUUGCUGAGAUUGGUAGUAAUAUAAAGAACCUAAUGGAAGACUUUCAGAAGAAGAAACCUAAAGAACAGCAAAAACUAGAAUCAAUAGCAGACAUGAAGGCCUUUGUUGAGAAUUACCCACAGUUCAAGAAGAUGUCUGGGACUGUAUCAAAGCAUGUGACAGUUGUUGGAGAACUGUCUCGAUUGGUCAGUGAGCGGAAUCUGCUGGAGGUUUCGGAAGUUGAGCAAGAACUGGCCUGUCAAAAUGACCAUUCUAGUGCUCUCCAGAAUGUAAAGAGGCUCCUGCAGAACCCCAAAGUAACAGAGUCUGAUGCUGCCCGCCUGGUGAUGCUUUAUGCUCUACAUUACGAGCGACACAGCAGCAAUAGCCUACCAGGACUAAUGAUGGACCUCAGGAAUAAAGGUGUUUCUGAGAAGUAUCGAAAGCUCAUAUCUGCAGUUGUUGAAUAUGGUGGUAAACGGGUCAGAGGAAGUGACCUCUUCAGCCCCAAAGAUGCUGUGGCUAUUACCAAACAAUUUCUCAAAGGAUUGAAGGGAGUAGAAAAUGUAUAUACUCAGCACCAACCUUUCCUACAUGAGACCCUGGACCAUCUCAUCAAAGGAAAGCUUAAGGAAAAUCUGUACCCUUAUCUAGGGCCCAGCACACUCAGAGACAGACCUCAGGAUAUCAUUUUGUUUGUAAUUGGAGGAGCCACCUAUGAAGAGGCCCUAACAGUUUAUAACCUGAACCGUACCACUCCUGGAGUGAGGAUUGUCCUGGGAGGAACCACAGUACACAACACAAAAAGAUCUACUGCUCAGUUUCCUAGAGGAAGUUCUGGCUUCUGGACUACACAGCCAAAGCAAGGAGAGCUCUCAAGUUACCUCGAGGUCAGCAAGCAGAAGAUGAAAUGGUGAUGGAGAGGUGAGGAGAACCGUGCAGCUUUUCCUCUGGCCUCACCACAGGCUUUGCCCAGUACCCUGCAGUGUUGGAGAAGAGCCUGGGGUUUUAUGUUUGUUUUACAGCCCACCUCCAAGUAGCCUGCUCAUUCCUGAGCUGUUGGUACAAACACCAAGACACCCAGUGAUGAGUUGAGAAUAAGUCUGAGCCUAUGCCAACGCACUUUUCCCACCGCUUCCUUGUCGAAUAAAUAACUGUAUCCCUUGUACUUGCAGUACAGUCCACUGCAGGUUCUGGUGAUUUGUUGGCAUCUUCCUUGAGAAAAGGGUUAUCAGAGCUUAAAGGAGUUUUAAAAAGUAAUCAUUUGAUGCACAUGCUACACACUCUCUGUUCUCUUGACCCUUUUUACUUUUUUAUUAACCACAUCCCUGCACAACUCAUUUCUGAAAACUCAUCAUGUUUCUGUAGGUUGGUCCCUACACUGCAGUUCUCUGUGGCACUGAGAAACCACGUGUGACUACAAUAAAAAUGCAUUUUGUGAAAAGAUACAAA
Molecule: messenger RNA, 2391 nt
Organism: Manis pentadactyla (Chinese pangolin)
Lineage: Eukaryota; Metazoa; Chordata; Mammalia; Pholidota; Manidae
Gene: VPS45
Product: vacuolar protein sorting 45 homolog
Exons: 15
Coding region: 123-1856 (577 amino acids)
Biological process (GO): vesicle-mediated transport; intracellular protein transport
Cellular component (GO): Golgi membrane
Source: RefSeq, a predicted model, not a curated record